Odobenus rosmarus divergens (Pacific walrus) is the source of this 1549-nucleotide messenger RNA. RefSeq names its product inhibitor of growth family, member 1 (gene ING1). Lineage: Eukaryota; Metazoa; Chordata; Mammalia; Carnivora; Odobenidae. Gene Ontology annotation, cellular component: nucleus. Gene Ontology annotation, biological process: positive regulation of DNA-templated transcription. The record is from RefSeq and is a predicted model, not a curated record.
AUGGAAUGUCCUUAUCAGUCCGCCGCUGAGCUAUUGGUUGCUGAGCCGGAUGAGGGUGGGCAUUGCGCAGUGACUGGCACGGGUCUCUGUUUCCGCUGCCUUCUUUUUUCUUCAGAGGGGCGGGGAGGAGGAGGAGGUCGAGUUGAUUUGAAUGUCUUUGGGUCGCCUGGCCUCCGGCCUCGGAUUGGCCAUUGGCGCUGCGGGGGCGGGCCUUAUUCGUUGGUUCUGUGCUGUGAUUGGCGCCCCUCUUGGCCUCCGCCCUACGGCCUGGCGAGCCCCACAGGCGGUGGCUCUCGGGGGGGGCGCGACGCCCCCUGGCCGCCUCCACAUUGGCUGAGGGCCUCCCCGCCCCUGUCCCUCAGGGGCCCGAGCCUGGUCACUUCCGGCCGCGGAGCAAUGGCGGCCCUCGGGGGUCGGGGCGAGGCUGGCCUACCGUGGUUCCGGGGCUGCAGAGGAUGCUGCUCAGGCCUCCUGCUCAGGCCAAGGACUCGCGGGCAGGCCCGCCAAUGGCCCCGGGCCGCCCCUCCGGCGAUCCGCGGAUGCGGCCGCGCGGAGCGGGGGAAGCGAGAGUGGCCCGGGACCGAAAUCCUGAAGGAACUGGAUGAGUAUUAUGAGAAAUUGAAACGCGAGACAGACGGCGUCCAGAAGAGGAGAGUGUUGCACUGCAUUCAGAGAGCCCUGAUUCGGAGCCAGGAGCUGGGCGACGAGAAGAUCCAGAUCGUGAGUCAGAUGGUGGAGCUGGUGGAGAACCGGACCAGGCAGGUGGACAGUCACGUGGAGCUCUUUGAGGCCCAUCAGGAGGUCAAUGACACCACUGGCCACAGCGGCAAAGCUGGCCAGGAUAAGUCCAAGAGCGAGACAAUCACUCAGGCGGAGAAGACCAAUAACAAGAGGUCCCGGCGACAGCGCAACAACGAGAACCGAGAGAACGCUGCCAAUAAUCAUGACCAUGAUGACAUCACCUCAGGAACGCCUAAGGAGAAGAAAGCAAAAGCCUCCAAGAAGAAGAAACGCUCCAAGGCCAAAGCUGAGCGGGAAGCGUCCCCCGCAGACCUUCCCAUCGACCCGAACGAGCCAACCUACUGUCUGUGCAAUCAGGUCUCCUAUGGAGAAAUGAUCGGCUGUGACAAUGACGAGUGCCCCAUCGAGUGGUUCCAUUUCUCCUGCGUGGGACUGAAUCACAAACCAAAGGGCAAGUGGUACUGUCCCAAAUGUCGAGGGGAGAACGAGAAGACCAUGGACAAGGCCCUGGAAAAAUCCAAAAAGGAGCGGGCUUAUAACAGGUAGUUGGCGGAGCUCGCUCAGCAGGGAGGAGAGCGGGCGGGCCAGUGUAUUUAUUACGUCAGUCACUGCCUGUGCUGGGGCGCAAGGACCGUACAUUGUAUAUUUUUAAGGAAUGUUAGAAAAGGAGCCGUUCCUUUUGCAGGGACGGCAGUGAUCCUCUGCUUUUGUUUUCAUUGGUACACACGUGUAACAAGAAAGUGGUCUGUGGAUCAGCAUUUUAGAAACUACAAAUAUAGGUUUGAAUUAAACACUCAAGUGAGUCUCA